AUGCAGAUGAAACCUAGUGUGAAGUUUGAUGCAAAGAAGACUACUAUCCCAAACAACGGUACUUCGAAACCAAUUACGUCUCAGAUUUGGUCCAAAUCUGGAAACUGUCCCAAAGGGACAAUACCGGUUCGUAGAGUCAGUAGAGAAGACAUAAGCAGAGCCUCUUCACCGUAUCAUUUUGGGAAAAAAACUCAUCAAAGAUAUAGUUUUCUCGACAAAGCACUUGAACACAAGGGCAAUUUCAAUUUAACCGCUAAAAAGAGAAACCAAGGCGGCCCACAGACACGAUCGGACGCGGUCAUUGUCGCUCUAGGGUUCAAUUUUCUUGGAGCUCAAUCCGAUAUAAAUGUCUGGAACCCUCCAAGGGUUCAGGCUGGCGACUACAGCACUGCUCAGAUCUGGCUGUUUGCUGGCAUCUCAGAUACAUUUGAGAGCAUAGAAGCUGGUUGGAUGGUGAAUCCAGGCGUUUUUGGAGACUCACGCACACGUCUCUUCACCUAUUGGACUAGAGAUGCAUACACUAAAACAGGGUGCAUCAACCUUUUAUGCUCCGGAUUUGUGCAAACAACGACUAAGUUCGCACUGGGUGCAGCCAUAGAACCUGUUUCACGUAUUUCGGGUGACCAAUAUUCCAUCUUCGUUAGCAUGUUCCUGGAUCCAAACAGCGGGAACUGGUGGCUGACUUGCGGAAACAACGUGAUGGGUUACUGGCCGGGGACACUCUUCAGCAACCUGAAACACAGCGCAACCGCAGUGCAGUGGGGUGGAGAAGUCAAUAGUGAUAACGUGGGGACGAAGAAGCCACACACGAAAACUUCAAUGGGGAGUGGAGAAUGGGCCUCUGACUUCUUUGGCGAGGCCUGUUUCCACACCAACGUUAGGAUCAAAGACUAUUCCUUGCAGAUCAAGUAUCCCCAGUAUCUGUCCGAGUACGUUGAUGAGUACAAUUGUUAUUCUGCAAAGCUCCAUCGGGAUACGUACAUCUCAGAGCCGCAUUUUUAUUUUGGAGGACCUGGCCAGAAUCGUCUCUGUCCUUGA
Molecule: messenger RNA, 1038 nt
Organism: Microthlaspi erraticum
Lineage: Eukaryota; Viridiplantae; Streptophyta; Magnoliopsida; Brassicales; Brassicaceae
Source: the annotation of a GenBank genome assembly